Messenger RNA from Protopolystoma xenopodis, 708 nucleotides. The record is from the annotation of a GenBank genome assembly. NCBI's taxonomy places the organism in Eukaryota, Metazoa, Platyhelminthes, Monogenea, Polystomatidea, Polystomatidae.
AUGUGGCCUCGUCGGAAACCGAAGGAGGAUUACGGCGUAGCAAAGCCAUUUUCUGUGGUAAAGAUUGCCAAGGUUCACAGACGAGUCCGAUUAUUAUAUCGGCAAAAUGUCUCGGAACGCACCAAUUUUAUGGCACAAUGCAAGACGACACAAUGGCAGACGCCAGAUAUUGGGCGAGGUCUGACGGUAAUUCGUAUCGUUAACGAGCCAACUGCAGCAGCCAUUGCGUACGGCCUGAAUAAAAGACUUAGCGAGACAGAGGACAGCCAACAGAAAGAGCGUCAAAUCCUCGUUUUCGACCUUGGUGGCGGUACCUUUGAUGUAUCCCUGCUUACCAUUGAUGAGGGCGUCUUCGAGGUGGUUGCCACUAGCGGAAACACACACUUGGGUGGCGAGGACUUUGACCAACGCAUCGUGGAUCAUUUCGUCAAGAUAUUCAAAUCGAAGAAGGGCCACGACAUUAGUUCCAACAAUCGAGCCUUGCAGAAGCUUCGACGUGAAGUGGAAAAAGCCAAGCGAAUGCUCAGUAAAGAAGUCUCGACUCGCAUUGAAAUCGAGUCACUUGUUGAUGGUGAAGACUUCAGCGAACCUCUGACACGAGCCAAAUUUGAGGAGCUCAACAAUGUAAGACCUUUAGUCCUUGAUUCAUUUAGAAUAGUUAAACUUUGCGUCAAGGAAGUAGUAGUAAGUAAAAUGCAUGCAAAAUAG